Molecule: messenger RNA, 1251 nt
Organism: Daldinia loculata
Lineage: Eukaryota; Fungi; Ascomycota; Sordariomycetes; Xylariales; Hypoxylaceae
Exons: 7
Coding region: 1-1251 (416 amino acids)
Source: RefSeq, a predicted model, not a curated record
AUGAAUGGAGCGAAUAUGUUCAUCAAUCUUGAUUAUUCUCAAAUGCCCAGCUUGGCGCCUCCACCGGGGAUAACGCCCAACUUUAUCGACCCACCGACGAUGGCUCCGACUUCUAGAAUACUCACAGGCUUGACGCUAGCAAUCAUGUACUGCUUUUUAACUUUGCGGGUUUAUACUCGAGUGUGGGUAACAUGCAACUUUGGGAUAGAAGACUCUAUAAGACCUCUGCCUCAUCUCAGCGGUACCACUUGUUACUGUUCUCUUAUACUUAAGGCUUUUGAUAACAUGAUGGGCCGCCAUCAAUGGGACAUACCGGUGUCUGAAUUUCAUCAGAGGGUUGUUCUGAAAUAUAGCUUUGCACCAAGCUACGUUUAUUCGACUGCCGCGGUCUUCAUCAAGGCGACACUUCUGAUAUUUUAUCUUCGUAUUUUUAACCCGGUGAAGGGUGCUAGGAUCCUCAUUUGGGCAACGCUAGCUGUAGUGAUACUCUUUUAUUUGAUCAUCGUCAUAACAAUCCAGGUCACCUGCAACGGAUACACUCCAACAGCGCAGAUGUUCAACACCGAUGCCGAAGUCGAUUGUUUAGUACCGCAGGAACCUCUUUGGAUUACCACGAGUGUAUUUAGCGCUGUCACGGAUUUAUAUUUACUUGCGAUACCCGUGGCUUUUACUCUUAAACUCCGACUCCCAUCGAAACGGAAGAUUGGCGUGUGCUGUAUUUUCCUUACGGGAUUGAUAGCUUGUAUAUUUUCUCUUCUUUGCGCGGUGUAUCGCGUGAAGGCGAUACGAUCUCUUGAUAUCACUUGGUUUGGACACUUGGUAUCUGCGUUCGCAGCGGCCGAGCUUAACGUAGGGAUUUCCUGUAGCUGUAUGCCGAUAGUCUUCGUCCCAUUCCGCAGGUUGACUCGAACCACCCUGCGGGAUUCCUUACUCAAACUCAUUUCGACUUAUCGAAAGCACAAUCAUAGGGAAUUCCCACAUGAUCCUAACGAUUCUGAGAUGAUGAUACAAUUAGAGCAGCUGCCGCAAAUACCUGAAAGUUCGUGGACGGGGUUAAGGUCUUGGGUACGCAAGGCGCACCUUUCUCAGUCCGGACGAGUAAACGAUGUCUUUACUUACAGGGAAAUCGCCUCAGUCGAUAUAGAUUAUCAUGAUCAUCUGAGGAAAGAGUCUCGCGACGCCCGACCACUUCAACACAUCCCGGCCGAGAUACUUCAAAAGCCGCAGAGAGCUUUGACAAGUAGGACAUAA